CGCGAAGUAAACUGUCACAGUCCCUCGUCGAAGAAUUGUUAAAAAGAAUCCGUAUCCUCGACGUUCGACAGUCGCGCCGCGUUUCAAAUGAAUCAGGGGAGAUUUGGGGCAGGUUUGGCUCUUGCGCUGACACGGUGGCAUUAUACCAAAAUCAACGAGGACCACAUUUUCAACACUGGGCGACGGCUGGAUUCAAGUUUCGUAUCGUAAUUUCAGUGGGCUAAUCUACACACAUUUGUCUGGAGAAGAGGAGGAAAGGACCGUGUCUAGGGCCUUUUCCUCGUUUUAUUUAUUUAUUUCCUCACAAACUGCAGUCUUGCUAUCAAAACAUUGAUGGUCGAUCAUUUCCCUCUGUGUAAGGGAGCAGAAGGAAAAUAACUAAAUUAAGAUACAACCCUGGUGUACCGUAAAAAUGGCUCGCCCACGGCCUCGGGAGUACAAAGCUGGAGAUUUGGUUUUUGCAAAAAUGAAGGGAUACCCACACUGGCCAGCGAGGAUUGAUGAACUUCCAGAAGGAGCGGUAAAACCGCCUGCAAAUAAAUACCCCAUCUUCUUCUUCGGAACCCAUGAAACUGCAUUCCUUGGUCCAAAAGAUCUUCUGCCCUACAAGGAGUACAAGGACAAAUUUGGCAAGUCCAACAAGAGGAAAGGCUUCAAUGAGGGUCUGUGGGAGAUUGAGAAUAACCCUGGUGUCAAGUUCACCGGCUAUCAGGCCAUCCAGCAGCAGAGCUCGUCGGAGACGGAGGGCGAUGGCGGUAACGUUGCUGACGGCAGCAGCGAUGGGGAGGGCGAGGGCGAGGGGGGCGAGGGGGAGGACUCCAUAGAGGAUGACGCCAAGGGAGACAAAGUGGGCUCCAAGCGGAAAAAGACCGCCUCCUCCAAGAAGUCGUCUAAGCUGUCGAGGAAGUCGCCUGGCGAGGAAGAGCUGGAUAAGGACGGGAAAGAGCAGGACCACAAGAGCGGCUCUGAGGCUGGAGACCCCGACAACGACAUCCAGAACACCUCAGACACCAAGUCGUCCAGUCAAGGGAACCAGUUGCUGAGAGAGGAACACUAAAAGGUCCCCGGAGGAGGUCUCCAUCAGGGAAGGUCUCUCAUCGUGGUUGUUUUGUGAUAAUAAUGGAGUUGUGAAAUUCUCAUUCUCGAUCUUCAACACCAGGAAACACCCCACAUCACCGCCCCUCCCUCCCUCCAAUAACAUCAGCUAGUAUGGAGAUCACAUUUUAAGUGAUUGAUGACAUUUAUUAUACCAUCUUCCUGUACCAUAUCACAUCACGGGAUGACAACUUCAUUCCAAUUAGGGUAAUACAACAUCAACAAUUAGUCAGCCUUUACACCCAUUCAACCUUGAUACACAUCAACAGUAACCCUUCCUUCUUUUUUAAGCGAUAACGAGAGGUAACAGUAGUCAGACAUCGAUAUUAGCACUGUUUCAUAGCUACAGCUCUUUUAGUUCAAUGCACCAAUUUAGCAUAUUAACAGAUUCCUUUUUUACUAUCAAGUUUGCAAAAUACGUAUUGAUAGCUGCUCUCUCCCCCUCUGUCAUACUUUUUCUUCUUCCUCUUCCUCUUCCUCUUCUUCUUCUUCUUCUUCUUCUUCUUCUCCUCCUCUCUCUCUCUCUCUCUCUCUCUCUCUCUCUCUCUCUCUGCUUCUCACAAAUGGCCAUUCAGUGUGUUGUUCAUAGUUGUACAUGUCGUAGCUUAAGAUCAUUUUCUUAAACCAACAGGGAAAGACUGAUGGACUACCUUCUAAAAUAUUUGUCUGUUAAAAAAAGCAUUAUCCAUAUCGCUAUAUGUUACUCUUUUAUGUAACCGAAAAAAAAAUGAAUGGAAAAAAGUAGAAUAAAUGUAUGAAGUAUUGUGCACAAAACUGGGUUACACAUUGUAACUCACUAUUAUCUCUAUAUAUUUUAUUUUGCUGUAGAGACUAGGACCACUAUCCAACCGAAAUGCUCUCUCUAGGUAACUGCUCAUCCUUUUUUUAUGGCUAAGUGAUUUUUUUUGUUUCUUGUGUGUCCGUGGAAUGGAUUAUGUUGUCAGCUUUUAGUGGCAUGCUCAACUGUCGUAAACAUCAUAAAGAUGGAGAUAGUCUUGGUUUGUUUCGGUUCUUUGAAGGUUUCCAAUUACUUGCAGUUUUUACAUUUGCACUUACUAGGAAUGGCAUAUUAUUUAAAAAAAACGUCCAUACCCCAUCAUCAGUGAGAACACCUCUCUCUCUCUACCAUAUUGUGUCUAGGCUUUGUACUUAUAACAUUGACCGAACAUUUCAUUCAGCAGAUAGCUUAUGUCCAACACACUUAACAGAUCAGCAAAAGGUAUACAUUUCAUCCAGACCCCGUGCUCCUUGAGAAUUGAACCUCUGUCCUUGCAUUUCCACUGUCAUGAUCUGCCAGUUAAAUUUACAGGAGCACUUAACUAUAUGUUUCAACGUUGGCACUGGGUAAUCCUUAAUCUUGUUUAUUGACUGGUUGUUUAUUUUGUUCUCUUUUUAAAAUGACCAUAAUGCCCAUUUAAAAGGUUGCCUGUUUUUGCCUCCCUCUUUGUUUUAUAUAAAAGAAUAUAUUCUAUUUAUUUUUUUGAUGAGUAAACUGAAGAAAUCUGUGGUAAAUGUAGUCCCAUUUUUUUGUUUAUUCCGUCAUAUUUUGACCUUUGUUAUGCUUGUAAUUGGAACAAGUUUUACAUUUUCAAUAUUUGUAGUUCAAUGUAAACCGUUUUUUGCUGUUUAUUGACAAGAAUUUUACAGAAUAAACUCAUUGGAAUGCA
Messenger RNA from Engraulis encrasicolus (European anchovy), 2762 nucleotides. It is a transcript of the gene hdgfl3, whose product is annotated as HDGF like 3. NCBI's taxonomy places the organism in Eukaryota, Metazoa, Chordata, Actinopteri, Clupeiformes, Engraulidae. The transcript is spliced from 6 exons. The record is from RefSeq and is a predicted model, not a curated record. Bases 413 to 1057 code for a protein of 214 amino acids.